Molecule: messenger RNA, 1880 nt
Organism: Hyla sarda
Lineage: Eukaryota; Metazoa; Chordata; Amphibia; Anura; Hylidae
Exons: 3
Coding region: 267-1745 (492 amino acids)
Source: RefSeq, a predicted model, not a curated record
UCCACCAUCUUGAGGCACUCUUCCACUGGGCAGGCAGCAUGUAUCUAUCUCUCCCAUGAGGUUUGGGACAUCAUCACCUUUUCACAGAUUAAAAUAAAGUUGGAGUCCUCUGGUGGACAAUACAAGCAUGGGCUUCUGUUUACUGGAGUCUCUAACAAGUGUUUAGCUGUCCGUUUAGAACCACACAUAGUCAGUGUUUUGAGAGCGGAAUAGUGAAAAGGUGAUAGCACAACAAGCCUGGAGAUAGUAGUUGCUGCACAGACAGAAUGAGUCUAAGAUCAGGAAGUCAGUAUAAUGCUGAAGAUCAGCUACCCGGGACACAUCAAGGCAGGGAGAGCGCGCCAAGUGUCCAGCAGGAUGAUGUACGCUCACGCUCAUCUAGAUCAGCAAGGUCCAGUCAGAUUUCAUCAGCAAGUGCCCUUUUUGCCAGGGCUCGCGCCAAAGCAGAGGCUGCUCGCGUUCAGCUAGAAUUUGCUGAGAAAGAGGCUGCCAUUAUGAAGGAAAGAUCAGAGAAAGAGGCUGCCAUUAUAAAAGAAAAAACUGAACAGGAAGCAAAGUUGCAUAUUCUUCAACGUCAGUGUGCAGCCGCUGCUGCAGCAGCAGAAGCAGCAGCUUAUGCGGAUAUUGAGCGGUCUGGAAUGGAAUCUAUCCAUGAAGGCCCAGAUGUGCCCGAGAAACCGCUUUCCUCUGCAGAACGCACUAGGGCGUAUGUCCAAGAUAUUUCAAGUGGCAGCUCAACAAUACCGUUUCUCAAUCCAAAGUCAGCUGAAUUUAAACCAAAACCAUCAGUACUCCUGAGCGCACGAAAACAAACCCAUGAGGCUGGCAGUACCAGAGUGAUAAAAGAAGAAUCCUCACCGCAGCAACCCAAACACCAGAGCAUGCAAGACGUCACUAAAUAUCUUUUCCGUAAAGAAAUGGUUAAUACAGGCUUCCUCAAGUUUGAUGACUGCCCAGAAAAUUACUGGGCAUGGAAGGCUUCUUUUCUGAAUGCAGUCAAAGACUUGGACUUAACAGCAGCUGAGACGCUAGACCUGAUGGUAAAGUGGCUUGGGUCUGAGUCUGCAGAGCAUGCAAGAAGGAUGCGCAGGAUACACCUAUUUAACCCUUCAGUAGGACUCGAUAUGGCCUGGCAAAGGCUAGAAGAAAGAUAUGGAUCACCAGAGGCAAUUGAAGGUGCUCUGAUGAAAAGAUUGGAGUCUUUCCCUAAGCUAAACAGCAAAGACAAUUUAAAACUGCAAGAGCUGGGUGAUAUUCUUUGGGAAGUCCAGUGUGCCAAAGAAGAAGGUUAUUUAAGGGGACUUGCACAUUUAGAUACUGCCAACGGUACUAAGCCUAUAGUGGAGAAACUACCUCACCACCUGCAAGAGAAAUGGGUGAGUGUUGGAGCUAAAUACAAAGAAGAACAUGGUGUCCCCUUCCCCCCUUUCUUUGUGUUUUCUAGGUUUGUACAGCAGCAAGCUAAGAUGAGGUGCGAUCCCAGUUUUUCCUUCAUCACCAGCAGCCAACUGCCUAAGGCAGAAAAGCCACCUAGAUCCUACAAUAGGACUUCAGUGAUCACCCACAAGACAACAGUUCCCUCUGAGGACCCAGGAGAUUCAAGCAGCUACAAGCUGUCCAGACAGACGUCUCUAUUCUUCUACUUCUUGGAAGAGACAUUCUACAGGUGCAUAAGGUACGCCAACAAAUUAAUGGACCAUUUAAUGCCCCCUAUGCGCAAAGACUUGACUUGGGGUGGGUUAUAGUAGGAGAAGUUUGUUUGGGAGCAGCUCAUCGGCCUGACAGUGUCAACACUUCUAAGACAUCUGUGUUAACAAAUGGACGCACGUCCCUUCUCAGUCCAUGCCAAAACAGCUUUGUUGUUAAAGAAACCCUAAAAC